GAGUACUAUGUUCAAUAGUCAGAUCAUCGGUCUUGUGAACGGGACUGCCGCCGGAUGGGGUAACAUGGGUGGAGGCAUAACACAGUUGCUCAUGCCUAUUGUGUAUGAAAUCAUAAGGCGUUGUGGUGCAACAGCUUUCACGGCCUGGAGGAUUGCCUUCUUUGUCCCUGGAUGGUUGCACAUCAUCAUGGGAGUCUUGGUGCUCAAUCUAGGUCAAGAUCUUCCUGAUGGCAACCGAAGUGCCUUGGAGAAAAGGGGAGAAGUUGCCAAAGACAAAUUUGGAAAGAUUAUGUGGUACGCCGUUACAAACUACAGGACCUGGAUCUUCGUUCUUCUCUAUGGAUACUCCAUGGGAGUUGAGUUGAGCACUGAUAAUGUUAUCGCCGAGUACUUUUUUGACAGGUUUCACUUGAAGCUCCACACAGCCGGAAUCAUAGCAGCAUGUUUCGGUAUGGCCAAUUUCUUUGCUCGUCCAGCAGGAGGCUAUGCGUCUGACCUUGCAGCCAGGUACUUCGGUAUGAGAGGGCGGUUGUGGGCGUUGUGGAUCAUUCAAACAGCCGGUGGUCUCUUCUGUGUGUGGCUCGGCCGUGCAAACACCCUCGUAACUGCUGUUGUAGCUAUGAUCCUCUUCUCUUUAGGAGCACAAGCCGCUUGUGGAGCUACCUUUGCAAUCGUUCCCUUUGUUUCCCGGCGAGCCCUUGGAAUCAUCUCAGGUCUAACCGGAGCUGGAGGAAACUUUGGGUCAGGGCUCACACAGCUCAUAUUCUUCUCGACGUCAAAGUUCACAACCGAACAAGGGAUAACAUGGAUGGGGGUUAUGAUAGUUGCUUGCACGUUGCCUGUGACUUUAAUCCACUUCCCUCAAUGGGGAAGCAUGUUCUUGCCUCCUUCUAAAGAUCCAGUCAAAGGUACGGAGGAGCACUAUUAUGGUUCUGAGUGGAACGAGCAGGAGAAGCAGAAGAACAUGCAUCAAGGGAGCCUCCGGUUUGCGGAGAACGCUAAGUCCGAGGGUGGCCGCCGCGUCCGUUCUGCUGCUACGCCGCCUGAGAACACACCAAACAAUGUUUGAUCACACCAAUGAUCUGUCAAGAAAAUCAAUAAUUUCACUAAUGUUAAAUGGAAAUAAACAGUGGAAAAACUUUUGUUAUGCUUGUAUAUUUUGAAUGAUUGUAACGAGCAUUUUAAACCAUAAGCUUCUUUUGAUGGAAGUGGUUGUACG
This is a messenger RNA of Brassica oleracea var. oleracea, 1219 nucleotides long. Its product is annotated as high-affinity nitrate transporter 2.1. Gene Ontology annotation, molecular function: nitrate transmembrane transporter activity. The record is from RefSeq and is a predicted model, not a curated record. Gene Ontology annotation, biological process: cellular response to nitrate; nitrate transmembrane transport. Gene Ontology annotation, cellular component: plasma membrane; plant-type vacuole membrane. Lineage: Eukaryota; Viridiplantae; Streptophyta; Magnoliopsida; Brassicales; Brassicaceae.